GGAACGCUCAGACGCUGUGCGGACCUGUCAUUGGUCCCCCGCGCUUUACUUCGGCACUUCGGAGUUCGCAGCGGCCCCUUCCUAGCUACCUAUUCCCUCCUCCCGGGCCAGGGAUUCCGCGCUGUGUUUCAUCCCGGAUCCCCGCCUCCUAGGGCAGGGGGGUGGGAAGGGGUGAUUGGUGAACGGGCCCUAUCUGCAAGCCCUGAGCUGUCCCGGAGCAACAUGAGCGCUGACGGCGACUCCGGGAGCCCCCUGCCCCGGCUCUGUAAUCUGGAGAAGGGGCCGAAUGGCUACGGCUUCCACCUCCACGGCGAGAAGGGCAAAGUGGGACAGUUUAUCCGGCUUGUGGAGCCAGGCUCGCCGGCCGAAAAAGCGGGACUGCUGGCAGGUGACCGGCUGGUGGAGGUAAACGGGGAGAACGUGGAGCAGGAGAGUCACCAGCAGGUGGUGAGCCGCAUCCGAGCCGCGCUCAACUCGGUGCGCCUGCUGGUGGUCGACCCGGAGGCGGACGAGCGCCUGCAGAAGCUAGGCGUCCAGGUGCGGGAAGAGCUGCUGCGCGGCCAGCGCGGGGAGCAUCCAGCCGAGCCUGCCCCGCAGAGGGCCGCGGAGGAGCAGGCGGAUGGAGGCGAGGAGCAGAAGCCGGGAGCGGCCGGGGAGCCGCGGGACGAGAAGAGCCAACCGGAACAGAGAGAGCUGAGGCCCCGACUUUGUGCUAUGAAGAAAGGUCCCAAUGGCUAUGGCUUCAACCUACACAGUGACAAGUCUAAACCAGGCCAGUACAUCCGAGCUGUGGAUCCCAACUCACCAGCUGAGGCUUCAGGGCUCCAGGCCCAGGACCGGAUUGUGGAGGUGAAUGGGAUCUGUAUGGAAGGGAAACAGCAUGGGGAUGUGGUCACUGCAAUCAAGUCUGGUGGAGAUGAGACCAAGCUGCUGGUUGUGGACAAGGAGACAGAUGAGUUCUUCAAAAAGUGUAAAGUGAUACCAUCCCAGGAGCACCUGAGUGGUCCUUUGCCAGAGCCUGUUGCCAAUGGAGAGGUAGAGAAGGAGAGCAGUGCCACCUGGACUGAAACCGUGUGUGAGAGCCCCAAACCAGCAUCAUCGAGAUCUACACUUAGUGAAACUAGUGAUGAGAUGGAUUCUCAAGACGGACCCAAGAAGCAAGAUUCCACUCCACCCUCUUCUACAUCUUCCUCCUCUGACCCCAUUUUGGACUUCAACAUCUCCCUGGCAGUGGCCAAAGAACGGGCUCACCAGAAACGGAGCAGCAAACGUGCACCACAGAUGGACUGGAGCAAGAAAAAUGAACUCUUUAGCAAUCUCUGAGCAUCUAUUUCAGUGUCCUCCUUCCCUUCCCACCAAACUACCCCGGAGAGUGAGGAGGAGGUUGGGGGUAGGGGGGCUGAGUUGUGCCCCUUGGUCUUCCUUCCCUUUCUUCUUCUCCACUUACCCCAAAUCAAAGUACAAAUCAGCACCAGCAUCUGAUUUUCUUAGACA
This is a messenger RNA of Vombatus ursinus (common wombat), 1494 nucleotides long. RefSeq names its product SLC9A3 regulator 1 (gene NHERF1). Lineage: Eukaryota; Metazoa; Chordata; Mammalia; Diprotodontia; Vombatidae. The coding region runs from base 223 to 1323 and encodes 366 amino acids. Gene Ontology annotation, biological process: protein localization to plasma membrane. Gene Ontology annotation, cellular component: apical plasma membrane. The transcript is spliced from 6 exons. Gene Ontology annotation, molecular function: protein-membrane adaptor activity; signaling receptor binding. The record is from RefSeq and is a predicted model, not a curated record.